GGGUGCCGCUCCGGAUUGGGGGGCGGAAAUGGCUGCAAUGAGCCGCUGCAACCGUGGGGGGAUCCCCGGGGAAGAUGCUCGCGCUCCGUCGAGAAGCCUUUAGCUGCCAUUGUCCUUCUCCCCCACCAUGCUGCCAUGCAAGAAGCGGAAAACCACCCAGAUGGAUUCCUUCUCCGAAGCCGAGGCUCUUCCGACAGAGGCGUCGUCGCCUUCAGAUGGCCCCCUUUUGACCAAGCCAGAGAUGGAACAGGAAGGAGGAGAAGUUUCCCCAACUAUGAAAUCCCUAGGGGACACGCAAAGGGUCGAGCCCCUUCAAGAAGUGAAGGAGGAAGCUGAGGAAACGAGACUUUUUAUUUCAGUGGACGAACGAGAAGGAGGGAAGAAACCCAGGCGGAAGGGAGUUAAAAGGCAGUGGGAAGGGAAGUCACCUGAGGAAGACGAAGGAGGAGAAGGAGAAGGAGAAGGAGGAGGAAGGAAGUUAGCUUGUGACCUCAAAUUGGACGAAACCUUGGACCGCACGCUGGAAGACGGGGCGAAGCAGCACAACUUAACAGCCGUCAACGUACGCAACAUCCUUCAUGAAGUCAUCACCAACGAGCACGUGGUGGCUAUGAUGAAAGCGGCCAUCAGCGAGACGGAAGACGCCCCGGUCUUUGUGAGUCUGGCAAAGAGAAGGAAGGAGGGAGGGAGGGAGGGAGCAGUUUUCCAGAUGGGCCCUGCUGUGGAUCCG
Molecule: messenger RNA, 730 nt
Organism: Notechis scutatus (mainland tiger snake)
Lineage: Eukaryota; Metazoa; Chordata; Lepidosauria; Squamata; Elapidae
Source: RefSeq, a predicted model, not a curated record